Messenger RNA from Adelges cooleyi (spruce gall adelgid), 1182 nucleotides. Its product is annotated as protein arginine N-methyltransferase 5-like. Gene Ontology annotation, biological process: regulation of DNA-templated transcription. The transcript is spliced from 2 exons. Lineage: Eukaryota; Metazoa; Arthropoda; Insecta; Hemiptera; Adelgidae. Gene Ontology annotation, cellular component: cytosol; nucleus. The coding region runs from base 16 to 885 and encodes 289 amino acids. The record is from RefSeq and is a predicted model, not a curated record.
UUUGAAGGAUAAGAAAUGUUACCAAUAACAUACCCUAUAGGGCAAGCUAAAAAUGGUGCCGGUCGUGGUCCUUUGGUGUUUGCUAGCUUAAAGGCGUCUGAAAAUUCAAAAGUUCCCGUUAAACUUUAUGCUGUUGAGAAGAAUGAAAAUGCAUUGCAUGUCUUGAAUUAUAAUAACGAUAAUUAUUGGCAUAAUUUAGUAACUAUUAUUGGAGCUGAUAUGAGAACUUGGAAAUUUGAUCGCAAAUGUGAUAUUUUAGUUUCUGAGCUUUUGGGUUCUUUCGGCGACAAUGAACUAUCUCCAGAAUGUUUAGAUGGAGCACAACACAUACUUAAAGAAGAUGGUAUUUGCAUACCAUCUUCAUAUACAUCUUACAUAAGUCCACUUCAAUCUCAAACAUUAUUUAGUAAUAUGAAGAUGUUUAAAAACGCUGGACCAUUGGACAACCGACAUAAUAAUACAGAACAAUUAUACGUAGUGAAUAUGCGUAACAUGUAUAUAAUAGCGCCAGCAAAACCAGUUUUCACUUUUAAACAUCCUAGAAAUGAUUUAGAAACGAAUAAUGAUAGGUAUGCUUCUUUAACAUUUGAUAUUCCACAAGAUUGUGUUUUACAUGGAUUUGCUGGAUACUUUGAAGCAAUUUUAUACAAAAAUAUUAAUAUCAGUAUUGAACCCACAACAUUUAGUAAAGGAAUGUUUAGUUGGUAUCCUGCCUAUAUACCAAUCAAAAACAGUGUUACAUUAAAGAAAGGUGAGCGGUUGAGAGCUCACUUUUGGAGACUCAGUGAUGUUUCUAAAGUUUGGUAUGAAUGGAGCGUAUCAGAACCUUAUGCCGUUCCAGUACACAAUCCAAAUGCACGUUCCUAUUCUAUGCACUUACAUUAAACAUAUAAUAAAUAAAUUGUGUAUUUUGUUUAAUAAAAAAAAAUUGUAAUUAAAUUUGUUAAAAUAUAAUUUAAGUUUGUUAAAAUUAUUAUUUCAAAAUAUAAUAAUUCACUAACUGAUUAAGGACAAGUUAUUGAAAAGCCUAAAAAUUAAAAAUAGGUAAUAAUAAAAAAAUACUUUGUACACUUAGAUUUUUGCUAAGAUAAUAUUUAAAUAAAAUUUAAUUAAGUUAAAUAUUAGAUUCAGUUAGUUUUGUGUACAUAAUGUUUACAAUUAAAUACAAUUAAUUACUUUGAA